Molecule: messenger RNA, 807 nt
Organism: Mesorhabditis belari
Lineage: Eukaryota; Metazoa; Nematoda; Chromadorea; Rhabditida; Rhabditidae
Source: the annotation of a GenBank genome assembly
AUGAAUCGAGCGGUAAAUUUGCUUGCCAAACGGCUCAACGUGUUGCGAAUACGGACGGCUGAGUUUCACGAGCCCUCGUCAUCGUUGAUCGUCCCACCACCAAUUGCGCCCAGAUACUUGCCGAUUUUGGAUCGAUCACAAGCGGAAACUAUACCAAACACAUCGCCACUCAAUCGGAUUAUCCCGUUGCACUGUCCGACAACGAAUCGCAAUCAAAUCCUCAGCCUGCCGAGUUUGCUGAAACAAGUGCCCAAAGUUGCCCCAUCGCCAGACGCGAAUCAAGCGGUCAAGGUGGAUCCGGAGUUGAAUAGGUCUCCAAUCACCGAGCCGUUGACUUCACGAAACGCCCCAAUGUUGGCCGGACCUCGAGCGCUCACGAUUCGUCGUCACAAGAUGCGAAAACAUAAAAGAAACAAGCGGAUUCAGCGGGAUUGGUUCAAAUAUCAGAAGUAUCAUCGCGAGAAGAAAAUGAGGGCUGAACGCGAGUUUGUGAAGCGAAUGAAGGGACAUUUGGCUGAGUUGAACAGCUUCAAUCCCGAGGUUUACGUUGAGGAAACGAUUUCAAGGGCAAAAAGAGAAUGGUCGGACGAGUUGACGCCAACGGGUCGCCGUUUGUAUCCACAUUGGUCACGCUUGAUGUCAUUAGAAGAGCUUUAUGGACUCCCAAACGGUGAUUACAUCGAUAAACGAGCUGGAUAUCCGAGUGAAGAGGACAAAGAGCAAAUCCGGCAAUUGCGAGAGAAAUACAGACGCGAUUUCCUCUCGAUCCACCCAGAUGCAGAGAAGAAAGGAAAAGAAGAAAAAAGU